Molecule: messenger RNA, 4780 nt
Organism: Suncus etruscus (white-toothed pygmy shrew)
Lineage: Eukaryota; Metazoa; Chordata; Mammalia; Eulipotyphla; Soricidae
Gene: ABCC6
Product: ATP binding cassette subfamily C member 6
Biological process (GO): transmembrane transport
Cellular component (GO): membrane
Molecular function (GO): ATP binding; ABC-type transporter activity; ATP hydrolysis activity
Source: RefSeq, a predicted model, not a curated record
AGGCAGGCAGGCAGACGGGCCCCCAAAGACCAUGGCACAAGCCAUGGCCACUCCUGAGCCCUGCGCCAGCCCAGAGGUCUGGAAUGAGACUGAGCCCCAGCCUGCCACCACUGAUCUGCUGAGCCUGUGUUUCCUGAGAACCAUGGGGGUCUGGGUGCCUCCCUUGUACCUCUGGAUCCUUGGGCCCCUCCAGCUCCUCUACAUCCAUCGGCACGACAAGGGCUACCUCCGCAUGUCCACACUCUUCAAGGCCAAAAUGGUACUUGGAUUUGCCCUCAUUCUCCUGUGCAUCUACAGCGUGUCUGUGGCUCUAUGGAGAAUCCAACAGGGAAUACCUCAAGCCCCUGAAUUCCUCAUUCACCCCACCGUGUGGCUCACCACCAUGAAUUUAGCUGUGUACCUGAUCCACACAGAGAGGAAGAAGGGGGUCCAGGCAUCCGGUGUGCUAUUUGGUUACUGGCUACUCUGCUUCCUUUUUCCAGCCACCAGCAUUAUCCAGGGGGGCCUCCAUGGUGACAUCUCCCGCCAUCUUUCCACCUACCUGUUCUUGUCUCUGGUGGUGGCGCAGUUUGUGCUGUCCUGCCUUGCCGAUCAGCCCCCUUUUUUCCCUAAGGAACCCCCACAGCCUAAUCCCUGUCCUGAGACCGGGGCCUCCUUCCCCUCCAAGGUCACCUUCUGGUGGGUUUCUGGGUUGAUCUGGAAGGGCUACAGAAGACUGUUGGGGCCAAAAGACCUCUGGUUCCUCCCCCGGGAAAACACCUCAGAAGAACUUGCUUCUCAGCUGGAGAGGGAGUGGACACAGAGUAGGCGCACUGACCAGCGGCAUGCUGAAGCCACAUUGUUUCGAAGGAAAGGCCCAGACGGCAUGGACGCUGUGGAGAGAGAGGCCCUGCUGAAGCAAGAGGGAAGCAAGCGAGGGUUGCUGCUCAGGGCUGUCUGGCGGAUGUUCCGCCCUAGCUUCUUGCUGGCCACUGUCUACCUGGUCAUCAGUGAUGUCUUCAGGUUUGCUAUUCCCAAGCUCCUCAGCCUUUUCCUGGAGUUUAUUGGUGACCCCAAAACCCUGGCCUGGAAGGGCUACCUGCUUGCCGUGCUAAUGUUUCUCACCACCUGCCUGCAAACGCUAUUUGAACAACAAUCCAUGUACCGACUUAAGGUGCUACAGAUGAGACUGCGCACAGCCCUCACCAGCCUGGUAUACAGAAAGCUCCUGACUCUGUCUAGUGGUUCCCGGAAAGCCAGCCCUGUGGGGGAUGUGGUGAAUCUGGUGUCAGUGGAUGUGCAGCGACUGGCCGACCAUGUUCUCUUUGUCAACGGACUGUGGAUGCUGCUUGUCUGGAUCACUAUCUGCUUUGUCUACCUCUGGCAGCUGCUGGGCCCAUCCGCACUCACGGCCAUCGUCGUCUUUCUGAGCCUCCUGCCCCUGAACUUCUUCAUCACCAAGAAGAAGAACCAGUACCAGAAGGAGCAGAUGAGUGAGAAGGACUCCCGGGCGAGGCUCACCAGCUCGAUGCUCAGGAACAUGCGGAUGGUGAAGUGUCAUGGCUGGGAGGGUGCCUUCCUGGACCAGGCACUACGCGUUCGCACCCAAGAGCUGGCUGCCCUUCGAGCCUCCGGCCUGCUCUUCUCUGUGUCCCUCGUGUCUUUCCAAGUCUCCACCUUCCUGGUGGCGCUGGUGGUGUUCACGGUCCACACUUUGGUGGCCGAGGACAGUGCUAUGGAUGCCGAGAAGGCCUUUGUGACCCUCACCGUCCUCUCUGUCCUCACCAAGGCUCAGGCCUUCUUGCCCCUCUCCAUCAACUCAGCCAUCCAGGCUUGGGUGUCCUAUGACCGACUGGCUGCCUUCCUCUGCUUGGAAGAAGUUAACCCCGGGGCUGUGGAGUCGAUCUCCUCCCGAUGCUCUGCUGGGGAAAAUUGCAUCAGAAUAGAGGAGGGCACUUUCUCCUGGACCUACGAGAGCCCUCCCUGCCUGCACAGGAUCACACUCUCUGUGCCCCAGGGCUGCCUGCUGGCUGUCGUGGGUCCCGUGGGUGCAGGAAAGACCUCGCUGCUGUCCGCCCUCCUGGGGGAGCUGUUCAAGGUGGAGGGAUCUCUGAGCAUCAGGGGCCCCGUGGCGUUCGUGCCCCAGGAGGCCUGGGUCCAGAAUGCAUCUGUGCUGGACAACGUGCGCUUCUGCCGGGAGCUGGACCCGCCGUGGCUGGAGCGAGUCCUGGACGCCUGUGCCCUGUGGCCCGACGUGAACAGCUUCCCCAAUGGGGUCCACACACAGCUUGGAGAGCAGGGCAUGAGCCUGUCUGGAGGCCAGAAGCAGCGGCUGAGCUUGGCACGGGCUGUGUACAGGAAGGCAGCCGUAUACCUCCUGGAUGACCCACUGUCUGCAUUGGAUGCCCAUGUUGGCCAGCACGUCUUUAACCAGGUCAUCGGGCCUGGCGGGCUGCUCCAGGGUGCGACACGCAUCCUGGUGACCCACGCACUCCAUGUCCUGCCACAUGCCGACUGGAUCGUAGUGCUGGAGGACGGGGCCAUCACUGAGAUGGGCACUUACCAAGAGCUUCUGCACAGGAAGGGGUCCCUGGUGGACCUGCUGGAUCGAGCCCGGCAGCCAGGAGAUAUGGAAGAAAGAGAUAUGGACCCCAGGACUGGUGCUGAGGGCCCCAGAGGUCCCCCUGGCCACAGGAGAUCUGAAGAGGGCACGGAGGGGUUCAUGCAAUGCAUGUCCAUGAAGGACAGUCCCCCUCUGGAGAGCCGGGCAAAUGUCCCUCUGGAGGACUCAGAGGCAACAGGUGGACCAGGAGGGGUCAAUGUGUGGUAUGGAAGGGUCAAGGCUGCCAUGUACCUGAGCUACCUGCAAGCCGUGGGCGCCCCGCUCUGCCUCUUCGCGCUCUUUCUCUACUUCUGCCAGCAGGUGGCGUCCUUCUGCCAGGGCUACUGGCUGAGCCUGUGGGCAGACGACCCAGUCGUGGCCGGGCGCCAGGAGCAAGCAGCCCUUCGGGGCUGGGUCUUUGGGCUCCUGGGCUGUCUCCAAGCCAUCGGGCUCUUCAUCUCCAUGGCCGUGGUGCUUCUGGCUGGAGUCCAGGCAUCCCACCAGCUCUUCCGGCAGCUCCUAUGGGAUGUGGUUCGCUCCCCGCUUGGCUUCUUUGAGCGCACACCUGUAGGGAACCUUCUGAACCGCUUCUCCAAGGAGACAGAUACGGUGGACGUGGAUAUCCCGGACAAGCUCCGUCUCCUGCUCACCUACGCCUUUGAGCUCCUGGAGGUCAUCCUGGUGGUGACGGUGGCCACACCACUGGCCAUUCUGGCUGUGCUGCCGCUGCUGUUCCUCUAUGUGGGGUUCCAGAGCCUGUACGUGGCCAGCUCAUGCCAGCUUCGGCGCCUGGAGUCCGACAGGCAUUCGGCCGUGUGCUCGCACCUGGCCGAAUCGUUCCAGGGUGGUGCCGUGAUUCGGGCAUUCGGCGAGCAGAAGGCCUUCGUAGCAUUGAGUGACGCCUGCAUGGAUGAGAGCCAGAGGGUCAGCUUCCCACGGCUGGUGGCAGACAGGUGGCUCGCCACCAACCUGGAGCUGCUAGGAAAUGGGCUGGUAUUCGUGGCUUCCGCCUGUGCAGUGCUGGCCAAGGCCCGUCUCAGUGCUGGCUUCGUGGGAUUCUCCGUCUCUGCUGCCCUCAAGGUGACCCAGACACUGCAGUUCGCUGUUCGCAGCUGGACAGAGCUGGAAAGCAACAUCGUGUCCGUGGAGCGGAUGCGGGACUACACCCACUCGCCCAAGGAGGCAACCUUGAGACUGUCCACCUGUACGGCCCAACACCCCUGGCCUUCUGGGGGAAGAUAGAGUUUCCGAGACUUGGAUUGAGAUAACCGGCCUGAAACUCCACUGGCUGUGAGGAAUGUGUCUGUCCAGAUUCAGGCAGGAGAGAAGGUGGGCAUCGUCGGCAGGACAGGGGCCGGGAAGUCUUCGCUGGUAGGUGGCCUGCUACGGCUCUUGGAGGCAGCAGAGGGUAGCGUGUGGAUUGAUGGGGUCCCCAUUGCCCAUGUAGGACUGCACACACUUCGAUCCCGAAUCACCAUCAUUCCCCAGGACCCCAUCCUGUUUCCUGGCUCUUUGCGGAUGAACCUAGAUAUGCUUCAGGAACACUCAGACGAUGCCAUCUGGGCGGCCUUGGAGACGGUGCAGCUCCGAGCCCUAGUAGGCAGCUUGCCCGGCCAGCUCCUAUAUGAGUGUGCGGACCAGGGCAGCGACCUGAGUGUGGGUCAGAAGCAGCUGGUGUGCCUGGCCCGUGCCCUUCUCCGGAAAACCCAGAUCCUUAUCCUGGAUGAGGCCACAGCGUCUGUGGACCUGGGCACUGAGCUGCAGAUGCAGGAGGCCCUUCAGGGCUGGUUCUCUCAGUGCACGGUACUGGUCAUUGCCCACCGCCUGCGCUCUAUCAUGGACUGCACCAGGGUACUGGUCAUGGACAAGGGCCAGGUGGUUGAGAGUGGCAGCCCGGCCCAGCUGCUGGCCCAGAAGGGCCUGUUUUACAAGCUGGCCCAAGAGUCGGGCUUGGUUUGAGCCUUCCACACAUGCACAUGAACUUCUAUGCAACUGGAUCACACAUCCCUGCAUUUGCUGGGAUACUGAAUAGCUCCUGAGCUACUGAGUGACAAGGCAGACAGGACUCACGCCCAGGUCUGUCUGAUGCCAAAGCCCAGGCCCCAUACACCGUGCCACAUCAAUUCCCCCUUAAACCCCAACAGACACUCGUCCCCUUGAGCACCCUGUCUCCAACCAGCUCUCCCAGGGACUGGAACC